This is a messenger RNA of Hypoxylon trugodes, 3049 nucleotides long. RefSeq lists its product as uncharacterized. The record is from RefSeq and is a predicted model, not a curated record. The transcript is spliced from 5 exons. NCBI's taxonomy places the organism in Eukaryota, Fungi, Ascomycota, Sordariomycetes, Xylariales, Hypoxylaceae. The coding region runs from base 1 to 2874 and encodes 957 amino acids.
AUGGCUGAACCGAUGAUCCUUAUACCCGGUGUCAUUGAUUUGAGUACUAGAGUCGCUAAUAGCUUCACGGAAUUCCUGAAAAGUGUGAAGAAUGCUCCUAAGGUCGUUAGGGAUAUUACCCUAGGGGCAAAUACGUUAAAGGGCAUCCUAGAGACUCUCGACAUAACUCUUAGCGAAGAUGCUGGUGGGAAUAGGAGACGGAGAAUGGAGGGCAUCAAUGUCCCCAUCCUCACUCAAGCGCCCCCGAAUGCCCUUAGCCACACGAUUAAGUGGUCGUCGAUUCAUCAAACGAAGGCCGAGGAGCUACGGGACGAACUCGAGAGGCACAAAUCACAACUCAGCCUGGCAAUACAGACUGAUACUGCGAUGAAUCUCAAUACCCUUAGUUGUAGUAUGAAGAGUAUAGAGGCGAAUUUAGACGAAAAUGCGAAGAGAACUAUCCUGGCUUGGGUCCAGCCAGCCAAAAUCGACAUGCGCGAAUUCCACAGCGAGCAAUGCAAUAAGCGGGAGGUCGGGACUUGUGAAUGGAUGACCGAAACCGAGGGAUGGAAACAGUGGCUCGACGGAGGUUCAAUUGAUGCCAGCGGUUACCGGCGAUUCAUUUGGAUCUACGGAAUUCCUGGAGCGGGAAAAACAGUUCUUGCCUCGUACCUCAUUGAUACCAUUGCGACGCAUUGCUGUUCCAUCGGCUAUUCAUAUUACUACUGCCAUAACGAGCGGAACCAAGACGAGACAAUGCACCUUUUGCGUUGGAUAGUUAGCGAUUUGAGUAGACAGGCCGGCCGUUUUAUCCCCCAAAAACUAGAAGAAUUAAGACACAAGGGGGAUUUUACUAUCGCAAGUCUUCUCGACUGUUUCCUAGCCAUCUCACGGCAAAUCGCACAGCGAGGCAAGCGAGUUUAUUUGGUGGUCGAUGCUAUCGACGAGAGUAGAAGGCCGCGGGAAAGGUUGCUUGAUGUGCUAAUUAAAAUCGGAACGGACGAAUCUUUCGACCAUGUCUCAUUACUGAUGACAAGUCGCGAAGAACCAGACAUAAAAGACAAAAUGACUAUGGUUGAAGAGGGAAGAGACCGUGACACCAAUUCGAUGGAAGUGGACCAGAUAGCAGAUAGAAUGAUAGAUGGCCGCAUCCCUUACACACCUAUCACAAUGGAGAAUGGCGACGUCAUGAAGGCGAUACGAACAUACGUCCGCAAGCAACUCAACAGGAACGAGAAACUCUGCUGGUGGUCGAAAGAUUUUAGAGAGGAAGUAGAGGAGCAACUAGCAAGAAAUGCCAGAGGGAUGUUUCGGUGGGUUGCAUGCCAGCUCGAUAUCAUCAAUCGCAACAAUUAUACGGAUGAGGAUGGGAUACGGGAGACCCUUGCAGAUCUGCCAGAGACUUUGUUUGACACGUAUGAGAGAAUUCUCAACGACAUACCGCGUGAGCAACGCGACUUCGCUCACACGGCUCUUGUUCUAAUAUGUAGCAACACCGCCAACAUCAAAUGUGCUGAGGUAUUGGUACAGGCGUGUUUGCAUAACGUCCGAUACGGCGCGAUGCAUAUGUAUUCCGUUGGAACGCUAAGGGACACACUCGGUUGUCUUAUUAAGGUAACGGACUUGAAGAAAAAGCUCCCGACUGUGUUUCGGCGCGAUGACGAAGUUCUCCCGCACCAAAAAGUCAGUAUUGCUCAUUAUACGGUGAGGGAAUUUCUUUUCGCACCGGCGAAGGAGCCUCUUGGACCAAGGCCUGCGAAGGAAUUUGCUCUGACGGAUGUCCAAAUUCGCACUCUAGAGGUUCAAACUAUGUUCGAUGGUUUACAACAAUUCGGCUUGAAUUUAAAUCGCCACCAGAGAUGCCCUAGUCGAUACGAGGAACACUGUCUUGAGAUGACCGACCUAGCAUUAAGAGACCGCCGAAGCCUCAUCGUCGAACAUCGACCGGUGUGGAAAUCGGUGAUAAACUGCCUCAUUCCCGGCAGUAUGCAUCUGAAAGCUCUCACAAACGGGAACUUACGUAGGCGAUAUUUGGAGUGGGGAACACUAUGUGCAUAUAUUGAACCCCCAGAAACACAAAUUCCUAUUAGAGCGAACAAAAAGGGCCAUGAGAUGACAAGCAUUAUAGCCGCGCUUAUGUUGCUUAGGUGGCCGGAAUUGGCGCGGAACUACCUCAAAGGUCAACCGUUCGACGGCCUCACGCCCGAAGCGAAGCGUGCCGUUUGGUCGAAUAAAUUUUCGAUUAAUUCAGACAUCGACGAAAGACUUCCUCGAACGCCAAUUAGAUCGGAACGGGUGACGCUUCUUCAACUAUGCGUAUUAUGGAAACGCCUGGACUUCCUCGAAUUAUUCAUAGAAGUCGGCGCCGACUUUAUUAAUGAACCUGGAAUUGUGUUCACUGCCCUUAGACCCUCUAAUCCUCAUGAGGGGCACGGUCGGAGUGAUGGGUCGGUUACCGGCCAGCUUCUGAAAAUGCUCCUCGAAAGAGGUGCAAAUCCUAACCCCCGGGGCUUUAGAUACACCCCUCUUCAGUAUGCGACUUAUCUACUAGAAGAAAGUUGGGUUCAGAGUCUGCUCCUCGAAAAUGGCGAGGCAGCCUUAACUGGGGAUCCGAACGGGAAACAUCCAUUCGAAGUUGCAGACGCUAAGCAAGGGUGGUAUAGGAGGUGCCCCCUGGAAAUUUGCAAGAAUGCGAGACCAGAGUGGCCGGAUCAGGACGACGCAGAUCAACUAAUAGAAAAGGCUAGAAGACAAGUAGGGCAAUUGCUCAGGCAAUAUGGAGCGCGCACGCCGCCGAAUUCAGCGGCUCGGCCGGUUGAGUCAUCUAGGCCAGCCAGGCUACCUAGAACGCCCCGGACGAAUCAGCCUAUAUUCGUGAAAAUGAACCCGCCUUGAGGCAAGUUCUUGGAUUUAGUCGUGUGGUUAUCCAUGGAUUGGUGACCUAGGUCGCGGGAUAUACGUCUUCCCUCCCCUUAUUGGAUACACACUUAGUUGAUGUGAACCGACGUACGGAGCAUGGCGGAGAAAGCUAGCAUCUAUGCUUUGUAGAUUAGAUAGUUCCAUAGGUAGC